CUUGAUUAUUAAAAUGUUGGUCGUUAUAAAUAAGUUGUGGAUUAUUUCUCUAUUGAUCAGCCUGUUAGACGCCAGAAAUAGACAACUAGACAUAAUCCUGGGCCUUGAUGCGUCUAAAAACACCAAGAAUGAAGAGGAUUUUAAUUUUCAACGCGAGUUUUUCAAAGCAGUGACAGAGACCAUUUAUGACCAAAAGGAUGUUAGUAUACGUGUAGGAGUGUUUGCUUACGAUGACACUAUAAGGCUUUAUCCAAAGACCAGGAUUUGGUCGGAUCAAAAUAGUACCAAAACAGAGGUGAUAGAGAACAUAGAAAGUCUAAACUACACAAAUGGAAAUGACAAUCCGUACUUAGAUCAUGCUCUUCGUUUUGUUUUGGCCAUUUUUGAUGAUGACAGGGCUGAAAAUAGAGAAAGAGAAUGUAGCGAAAAAGUAUUGGUAAUGGUGGUCACAGAUCAAAUAAAAAAAUGGAGCGAUGGAUCAAAAGAAUUGGUCAGACUGAAGGAAAUGGGGGUUAAGCCAUUCUUUAUUGCAGUCGGAAACAAAGGCAGGGAAAUUAACCUAAUUAAAACAGAGAAAUACUCAUUUUUUACCUCCUUCAAAGAAUUGAAUUCGCCCAACAACUCUAAGAACUCUUCGGAUUUCAUAGAAAGAACACUCACUGAAAGGAUAGGAUCCUGCUGUUCAUCAACAAUCCCGGGAGGUCAGCUAACAGAUCCCAAGUGUUCUAAACACAUGGGAAAUAAAUGUAACGUUUCCUGCGAUCGCUUUCUAGAUACCCAGUUAGUAGUUCAAGGAACUUGCGAGACCAACGGUGUUUGGAGGCAUGGUGGACGGGUAAUUUGUAAAGAAUUUGAAGUCCAUCCAGUGUCCGUUUUGAUUGGUGCUUUUUCGGCGUUGGUGGCCUUCGUACUACUGACACUGUUAGUAGUAUAUCUCUGCAAACGGAAAUGGGAAAACAAAAAGAAGGCUGACAUACCUUCGGCGGUGCAGUCACCAACUCAGCGUUCUGUACGGAACCAGUAUUCCGCCUCUACAGCAAAAUCUUCAUCAAAAGACAGGGAAUCAGCGUCAUCUGAUGAUUUGGAAAUUGAUGACGACGACGAGGAAGAAGCACAGGUGUACGAUUACGCUCAAGAGGAGAGCUUAAUGUCUCUAUCUAAACGCCCCAAAACAAAAAAGAAGAAACCCCAAGUCAAUCAUGAUAUACAAUUCCUCAAAAUAAAUGAAAUUCCAGAGCAAAAUCACAAUAUAUCGUAUCCAGGAGAGGUCUAUCAAAAUACAGAAUUUGGUGGUUGUCGUCUGCUGAACAUGUCCACAAAAUCAAAUGCCCCGCCACCAUGCUGUGGACCGAGUGGAUACGUGGAGUAUGAGGGUGAGGAAAUUUAUCAGAAUAAUGAGAAUGGACACGAGGAGGAACAGGAGGUGUAUGUUAACACUACUUUCUGAUCUCAGUCAAGCUAAACCUGCCUCAUUUAGUUGUAUGUGUAUCCUUUGGAGAAAAAAAAGAAUUUUUAUUAAUGAAAUAUGUUAUUUUAUUUCAGUCAAGCUAAACAAAUGCUAAUUUAAUUGCACGAGUACUUUUAUUUCUGUUUAGGAUUAAAAAAAAUAAUAAUAAAACAUGUGCUUUAAUUUGAAUCAAGAUAAAAAUGGCUCAUUUAGUUGUAUGGAUACUUCAAUUCCCUGUGUACGAAAAAAGGAGAAUAUUUUUUUUUUGUAUGAAACGAGUACACAUCACCAAUUGGGGUUCUCUUCUGGUGAUUUUAUGUAUAUCUAUUGUGAAGUCCAUAACACACUGUCCAUAUAAUAUAUUCGCCUACAAGAUAAACUUAAAUUAAGAAUUCAGUAUUUGUAGGACCUAAUUUGUGCAAGAUUAUUAAAUGUGUAUCAUAUAUAAAUAUAUUUUUUAAAACAUG
Saccostrea echinata is the source of this 1914-nucleotide messenger RNA. RefSeq lists its product as uncharacterized. Lineage: Eukaryota; Metazoa; Mollusca; Bivalvia; Ostreida; Ostreidae. The transcript is spliced from 5 exons. The record is from RefSeq and is a predicted model, not a curated record. The coding region runs from base 14 to 1447 and encodes 477 amino acids.